AUGCCUCCUGUGGAGCAGCCGCCGGCCCAUGACCAACCAUCGUCUACUGGGAUAGGUCGUUUCGAGUCUUCCUCCUUCAAGAAGCGUCUUAGUGGUGGUUCAUCAUCGGCAGCCACGGUGCCUACUCCUACUACUCAAUUGCCCGCAGUGGUGGACUCCUCUGAGCCCCUCCAGCGUGCAGUGGUCCCUCCUCCACGGCGCUAUGAGCAUCGAUACACGGCGAGAGGGAUUUUCAUGGCGGUCCUUGUGUGUGUUGGAGGCAUCAUAGUGGCUUGGGUGAUGAUAACAGACGUAUACCGCAACGUUGAGGUUACGCCAGCCAUGCUCCUGGGGGUCGUCACCGCCUCGAUAGUGUUCACCCAAGUGUUUCUCACCUCGCGAACAGCCUCUGAGGAACAAGCGUUCGAGGUCAGACGGGCCCCCUUGCAGGAGACCACUGCUACCAUCCAACCACAACAGCCGCAAAUGAAGCUCUUUGGAGCUCCUGCGGUCUCCUCUAUGCCUGCUAACAGGAGUGGCGAUGAUCUGAGGCAGACUCAGGCUGCGAUAGCUUACCCGGAUCCUAGAGCUACGCAGGACAACCCUCUGAGCCCACCUGGCCAUCACUAUGCUCGUGGGGCUCAUGAUUUGACCCCUCACCGGAUACCGAGUCCUUAUGCUGUAGCCGACACUCCCUCGAUGGCCUCUGUAAGUCGGGCGUCGUUGUCGUCAACCCCUUUGAACCGAUCGGAGCCGGCCUGGGGUAGUGGCCGACCUGGUGCCUCCUUGUCCGUUGGUGGUGUGUCCGCAGCCGAUGUGUUUGGGCAUGAGGUGGUGUCAGCCUGGGCCAGGACGGUCGCCUCUGACGUUAUUGAUCGUCAAAUCGUAGAGCCACUUAUCCGUAUGCUGGCGCUUAGUGACUCCCAGUUGAGCAACGCGGUCAAGGUGGCGGGGCAAGGCUUCUUCCUGGCAUGUGCGACGGUCAGUGAUGGGGGAAGGACCAUAACGAGGCCGCCAAUGUCUUCCGCAAACACCUCCAUGGGGGGAGAGCCCUCGGCCCUUCCUGGAGCUAUAUACCUCUCUGAUCGGAAUUUGCCUCACCCGCUCAGUAGUCUAUCAGAGCUCAACGCGGCAUGGAAGCACAGGCUUGUGCUCGAACGCUACUUCCUGCUACCUCCCAUUCAAGAGGCGGACUCGAUAUCAACCCCUUCAGGGUAUGGUGGGGGACUCCUAUACUCUAGUAGAGACUAUGUGGUCUCGAGAGUCUGUGACUGGGCAACGCACGGCCUUCGGUCGGGGUAUCAGUACGAUCAGAAGGAGGUUCUUAAUACAGUCUAUGAUGGUAGAGCAUCUGGACAUGCCCCCACUGCUGCUGUCGCUACUACUACUUGUGAUACUGUCACUGACUCGAGGGUAUUGGACCAUGUACUAUUACAUGCAUUGGAUUGUCAUAUGAACGCUGGUGGUAGUGCCGGCGCUCGUCCGUUCACUUCGACGUUUGUCCGGUCAGUAGAUGUCAGAGACGGGGUGGAGUCACAGACGGCCCUCACGCAGGCUGCUGGCCUAGUUCGCCCUCCCCGGUGGUCCACUGGUGGUCUGGGGCUUGGUCGUCGGGGAGCAGACUCCCCUGUGUGGAUCCAGAGAUGCUACGACACGUCAACGGGCAUCAUCACGUACAAUGUGAUGGAUGCAACUCGAGUGGGCACGAGGGGCGUUGGCGGAGCGAUGCAAAGGGAUGGUGGAUCCUCGAGAGCAGGAGAGCUGAUGGUGUGCCAGAGGGGCAAUACCAACAUAGUGCAGGCCUUAGCAGUGUUCUUGUGGUCGUUGAAGAAG
This is a messenger RNA of Perkinsus marinus ATCC 50983, 1812 nucleotides long. RefSeq lists its product as hypothetical. NCBI's taxonomy places the organism in Eukaryota, Perkinsozoa, Perkinsida, Perkinsidae. The annotation marks the transcript as partial. The record is from RefSeq and is a predicted model, not a curated record. The transcript is spliced from 11 exons.